CCAAGUACCAGAAUUUAAGUAUUUAUGGGCAUUAAUUUACAUGAAUAUAUUUGUCAUAAUUCCUCGAUCAGUUGGAUGUCGAUAAUUCUUGAUUGCAGUUUGAGACUUUUGGUUACUGUCCUUACACUCAUCUCGUCUACACUUGUACUCUUUGAAGGAACUGGUAUUCAAGCACAAGGCGGAUAUCUUCCUCCAGAAGAAGUGGAUGCUCUUCGUGAAAUAGCAGAACAAGUGGGCUGCUCCUUUCCUAACAAUGUUUGUCACGUUGUUUCCUUAAAUCUCAAGGGGCAGGAUCUUGAUGGUAUUCUUCCACGGUCCAUGGCAAAGUUACCUUACAUCAAGACCAUUGAUCUGGCUCGUAAUUAUCUAAGUGAAACCAUACCACGUGAAUGGGCUUCAAUGACCACGCUCGAGUUCUUGUCUGUUUUCGUGAAUCGAUUGUCCGGAGGAAUUCCAACAUAUUUGGGCAACAUAACAUCACUGCGAUAUAUGAGUCUGGAGAGCAACAUGUUCUCUGGAACUGUUCCACCUGAGCUUGGAAAACUAGAAAAUUUAGCAACCCUGGCCCUUAGCGCAAAUAAUCUAUCUGGCGAGUUACCCGUGGAGCUCAAUAACCUAACCAAUUUGAAAGAACUCCGCCUAAGUAGCAACAACUUCACUGGAAAGCUCCCAAGCCUUGAGAGCUGGAGUCAUCUUGAGAAACUAGAGAUCCAAGGUAGUGGUCUAGAAGGACCAAUACCGGAAAGUCUUUCCUUCUUGAGCAAUUUAACAGAACUACGAAUUUCUGAUUUAAGUGGCGAGGGCUCACAUUUUCCAAAUUUGAGUAGGUUGACAAACAUGAGUUUGUUGGUAUUGCGAAGCUGUAACAUAACUGGGAUGAUUCCAGAUAAUAUAUCAAAUAUGUCCCUGUUGAAGCAUCUAGAUCUCAGUUUCAACAAGCUGAAUGGUGAUAUACCAGACGUAAGUCGACUGAAUCUGGAAAAAAUGUAUCUGACAGGUAACUCCCUAAAUGGAAGUGUUCCUACGUGGAUCAGAAAUAAAGAUGUUAAACUUGCAGUAGAUCUUUCCUACAACAACUUUAGUGAAAAAAUUGUGCCAUCACCAUCAGUUUGUGUUGGAAAUCUGAACUUAUAUAGAAGCUACUCUAGUGGGAAUAACUCAGACCUUGGAAAGUGUCUUAGCAGCCGUCCUUGCUUGCAGAACUACUCUUCAAUCCAUAUCAAUUGUGGUGGGCCAGAAGCUACCAUUGGAAAAAAGACUUAUCAAGCAGAUGAGGAUCCAGAGAUAAUUUUCAGAAAUAAUCGAUCUUACCAGAGUCUUGGAAGACGUGCUUUUGAUGUUUAUGUCCAGGAGGUAAAUCAAUUCAAGAACUUUGAUAUCAAGAAUGAAGCUGGUGACGUUGAUAAACCUAAAAUAACCAUAAUAAAAAAUAUUCGUGUAACUAAUGGAACAUUAGAAAUCCGGUUCCAGUAUGCUGGGAAAGGUACAGCAUUCGUUCCUGAUAAGGGAGUGUUUGGGCCUCUGAUAUCUGCCAUUUCUAUGGAGUCCGAAUUCAAGGUUCAAAAUCAUGGUAAAAACUAUACAUAUGUUGCCAUUGGAGUGGUGGCUGCAGUGUUGUGCCUCAGUCUCAUAAUUUUUGGCAUCGCUUGGAAGAUGGGUUAUAUAAGGAACAAAAACUCAAGAGAAAAAGACCUAAGAGGAUUGGAUUUGCAGACUGGUGUAUUUAUAUAUAGACAAAUCAAGGCUGCCACUGACAAUUUUGCUGAUUCAAAUAAACUUGGCGAGGGAGGUUUUGGAUCCGUCUACAAGGGUACACUAUUAGAUGGAACUCUAAUCGCUGUGAAGCAACUCUCUUCCAAAUCAAAGCAAGGAAAUCGCGAAUUUGUGAAUGAAAUAGGCAUGAUAGCCGGCAUACAACACCCUAAUGUUGUAAGGCUACAUGGGUGUUGUGUGGAACGCAAGCAACUACUGCUUGUUUAUGAGUACAUGGAGAAUAACUCUCUAGCACAUGCUCUAUUUGAGCAGUAUAACUAUAAGUUGGAAAUUGAGUGGCCUACAAGACAAAGAAUUUGUGUGGGCAUUGCAAAAGGCCUGGCUUUCCUGCAUGAGGAGUCGGUGUUAAGAAUGGUUCAUAGGGACAUCAAGGCGACAAAUAUUCUCCUAGAUGCUGACCUUACUCCAAAGAUCUCAGAUUUUGGUUUAGCAAGGCUUGAUGAAGAAGAGAACACGCACAUCACGAAUAGAGUUGCCGGAACUAUAGGGUACAUGGCACCAGAAUAUGCAUUAUGGGGAUUCCUGACCUACAAAGUAGAUGUAUACAGUUUUGGGGUUCUUGCACUGGAAAUCGUUACCGGAAAGGACAAUAUGAGAUAUACGCCACAUGAAGAUUGCUUUUGUCUUCUUGAUUGGGCUGUGGUUCUGAAACAAAAGGGGAAUUUGAUAGACUUGGUGGACCCACGAUUGGGUUUCGACUUCAACAAAAGAGAGGCACUGAGGAUGAUUGAAAUUGCUCUAUUAUGCACUAAUGAGUCCCCAACUCUUAGGCCUAUCAUGUCUAAAGUAGUUAAUAUGUUGGAAGGCCAUACCGAAAUUGAGGAACCAACUAUGAAUGUGAUAACAUCUAAAGACAAAGUCGGGUUUCAAGCACUUGCUGAGAAGUUUGAAGGGAUGCAGUCACAUGAGUUUGAUCAAACAGAUACAUCUAUUAAUCCAACAUCUUCCAGUUCAAAUGACACCUAUUUCGAUAGUCAAAUUUCUCAAACAUAUUGACUCGUUUCGCAUAAGCACCUUUUGCAAUGGAGUUGCUAGUAUACUAGUCAAGUUCUGUACACUAUUAUAAAUCAACCAGAAUGUACUGGAAAAUUCUACCAAUAAUUGUUAGAGAAAGACAUUGAAGACAAAAGAUUAUUUUGAUUGGUUCUAUGUGCGGGAAACAAAAACUUCUAUUAAUUACACACUACCAUACAUUUAGUACGAUACGUACACACAUAUAUAAGGCAGCAACCAAUGCAGCCUAUUGAAGGAACCGAUGUACCCUUUGAGAAAGACGCCCCUUCAAAUCUUCAAGGCAGCUCUACAAAGUCACUGAUUCAAAGCCUUGGUUCAUACACUUAAAUGACAUAUAGCUGCUAUAUAACAACUAUACUUAAUAGUUAUUGAUCUAUUUUCCCUUGUCUAGCUUAUAUCUUUCAACAUUCCCCCUUAAACUAGACUAGAAAAUCGCCAAGCUUUUUCUUCAACUUAUUGAGUCCAAACUUUUUCAAUGAAGACAUAAAGCCCAAAAUCAAAAACCUUUAAUGGUGAUGCAUUAUAUUCACUAACUACCAAGAUGUUGGGGGUGCAAACCCAAUCCCACAUCAGUCAAAAGGGAAACCAGAUGCUAGCAUAUAAGGCAAUGAUUAAUCCUUUCUAUUGCCAAUUGGUUUUAGAAAAUGGAACCUCGUUGUUAUUAUAUGUUGAGCAUGGUUGGGCUAAUAUCGGUCCUAAGAAGUGGUAUUAAAGCUACGGUCGUAGCCCCGAUGAUGAGUGUGGUGCAGGUGGCACAAUCCCUAAUGGUCCCCAGUCUAAUGACGUCGAUCCUGAACCCUUGUAUUGAAAGUCUUCUCGAUGGCAACAUGUGGCGUAAUCCCCAAUGGUCCCAGUCUAACGACGUUGAUCCUAAAGCCUUGUAUUGAAAGUCUUCCCGAUGGCCAUGUCAGGUGAGCUUGUUCCAAGAGUAUAUCAGCGAUAUGAAAAAGGAUUGGAUCAGAUGAACAGUCCUUGGAAAGGAGGCUAUAUCGGUAAAAAGAGAAACCAUAUACUAGAUAUAAGGCAAUGGGCAAUCCCUUCUAUUGCCAAUUGGUUUUAGAAAAAGGAACCUCGUUGUUCUUAUAUGUUGAUCAUGGUUGGGCUAGUAUCGAUCCUAACACAAGAAAUUCUCAUGCUCCAAUCUUCAUUCAAUCUUUUAUAGUCCAGUUGUUAAACAUGUGUACCAUCUUUGUACCAUACUUGAAACAAACAUCAUGCUUACCAAAAUCUUUUCACUUAGCCUCAAACACAAUGAAUAAAAAGCCUUUUCCUUUUUUUUCUCUAUAAAAAGAGGUUCAAACUUUCUUUCACAC
Lactuca virosa is the source of this 4100-nucleotide messenger RNA. The record is from the annotation of a GenBank genome assembly. NCBI's taxonomy places the organism in Eukaryota, Viridiplantae, Streptophyta, Magnoliopsida, Asterales, Asteraceae.